Mycena citricolor is the source of this 488-nucleotide messenger RNA. The record is from the annotation of a GenBank genome assembly. Lineage: Eukaryota; Fungi; Basidiomycota; Agaricomycetes; Agaricales; Mycenaceae.
GGUUGUCGUCCUCCGCGAGGAGUGCUGGAUCGUGGCUUUGCCGAAAUAUCUUGUCAUCGAAUUCCCGCAGCAACCGAAUCGUUUCCCUGCCUGAGCUCCUCGACAGCGCCACGUACAAGUUGAAUAGGCUCAGACCGCCUGACGGCGGCGUGGCUAUGUCGAUGAUGACCCGGCCUAAAGUUUGUCCCUGUGAACGGUAGUCGGUGAACGCGUAGGCCCCGGUAACUGGAUACUGUCGUCUUCGGAUGGUCUUCGUUACACUGGCCCCGCCCGAUAUGGUGGUCUUCACAUGGUAUGUCGCUUUCCCUGGUUCGACCGGUAUCACACCUGCUGCGCGUCAAGUGUACCACCGCCUCCUGACCGAUGGGAGGUUCGUCGGGAUCCAGUAUAAUCUCCUCGAUUGUUCCUCGUGCCCCGUUUGUGAGGUCCAAAUCGGUCUCUAUAUUGCUUGUCACCAUCAGUUCCAUGCCGACCGCCAGUUCGAUGGU